Messenger RNA from Dioscorea cayenensis subsp. rotundata (Guinea yam), 1836 nucleotides. RefSeq names its product purple acid phosphatase 23. The record is from RefSeq and is a predicted model, not a curated record. NCBI's taxonomy places the organism in Eukaryota, Viridiplantae, Streptophyta, Magnoliopsida, Dioscoreales, Dioscoreaceae. The transcript has 7 exons. Bases 82 to 1812 code for a protein of 576 amino acids. Gene Ontology annotation, molecular function: acid phosphatase activity; metal ion binding.
CCCCAAAACUUCGAAGUAACGUUCCCUCUCGCGCAACAUAUUCCUCUCGAUCAUGCAAACCUCCUCGGCAUUUCAUCGAGCAUGUCUCGCGCGAAGCUCCUACUCCUCCUCCUCGUCUCCUCCUUCUCGAUCCUCGAAUCGAAGCUUGUUCCGACGACUCUCGAUGGGCCGUUUGCCCCGGUGACUCGCCGCUUCGAUCCCUCCCUCCGCCUUGGUAGCGAUGAUGUCCCGAUGGAUGACCCUCGCCUCGCUAAACGCGUCACCUCCAUACAUCCUGAGCAAAUCGCUCUUGCUGCCUCCUUUUCCCCUUCCUCCAUGUGGAUCUCAUGGAUCACUGGGGAUGCUCAGAUUGGGGCUGAUGUGACUCCGCUCGAUCCGGCUUCGAUCAGGAGUGAGGUGUGGUAUGGGGAAGAGAGUGGCAAGUAUGAGUUCAUGCAGAGAGGGAAUUCUCUGGUUUAUAGUCAGUUGUACCCAUUCAAAGGGCUUUUGAACUACACUUCCGCCAUUAUUCAUCAUGUCAAGCUUGAUGGUCUUAAACCUGGGAAAAGAUAUUACUACAAGUGUGGAGAUAGUGUCUUGAAGGCCAUGAGUGAAGAACAUACAUUCAUGACACUACCCUCAUCUGGGCCUGAUUUGUAUCCUCGAAGAAUUGGGGUGGUCGGGGAUUUAGGUUUGACAAGCAACUCGACAACUACCAUUGAUCAUCUUGCUAUGAAUGAUCCCUCUAUUAUUUUGAUGGUUGGGGACCUGACUUAUGCAAAUCAGUACUUGACUACCGGUGGACAAGGUGCUUCUUGUUUUUCUUGUGCAUUCCCUGAUGCACCAAUUAGAGAAACAUACCAGCCACGCUGGGAUGGGUGGGGAAGAUUUAUGGAACCUCUGACUUCGAAGAUUCCUAUGAUGGUUAUUGAAGGGAAUCAUGAGAUUGAGCCACAAAUUGAGGGGAUGACUUUUGCAUCUUAUCUUGCUCGAUUUGCUGUUCCAUCAAAUGAGUCUGGUUCCAAUAGCAAUUUCUACUAUUCAUUCAAUGCCGGUGGAGUGCAUUUCAUCAUGCUCGGCGCUUAUGUUGACUAUAACCAGACAGGUGCUCAAUAUGCUUGGUUAAGGAAAGAUCUUGAGCAGGUAGACCGUAAGGUAAACCCUUGGAUUGUUGCUGCUUGGCAUCCACCUUGGUACAAUAGCUAUUCAUCCCAUUAUCAAGAAUUUGAAUGCAUGAGACAAGAAAUGGAGGAACUUCUAUAUAGCUUUGGUGUUGAUAUAGUCUUCUCUGGUCACGUACAUGCUUAUGAAAGAAUGAACAGAGUAUUCAACUAUACAUUGGAUCCUUGUGGACCAGUGUACAUCACUGUGGGAGAUGGAGGAAACAUCGAAAGGGUGGAUGUCGAGCAUGCAGAUGACCCCGGAAAGUGCCCUUCUCAAGGUGACAAUAAGCCAGAGUUUGGGGGUCUCUGCCACUUGAACUUUACUUCUGGCCCGGCAAAGGGCAGGUUUUGCUGGGAACAACAACCUGAGUGGAGUGCAUAUAGAGAGAGUAGUUUUGGACAUGGAAUUCUAGAGGUUAUGAAUUCGACGUAUGCCUUGUGGACUUGGCAUCGAAAUCAAGAUAUUUAUGGAGAGAACAGCGAAGGAGAUCAAAUAUACAUAGUUCGGCGACCUGAGUUGUGCUUAGCUAAGGGCGUGGUUAGCUCAGAAGUGCUUCACCAAAGUCAUGGGAGUUUGCAAGUGCCACUUUUGUGGAAGUGUAAAUUCUAUCUGGAAGUCAUGCUUCUCUGUGUUUGGUUGCUUGUGAAAGCGCCGGGAUUAUGGAUGUAAAGAUCCUGAAGUGAGAGCUCUACA